Molecule: messenger RNA, 3729 nt
Organism: Penicilliopsis zonata CBS 506.65
Lineage: Eukaryota; Fungi; Ascomycota; Eurotiomycetes; Eurotiales; Aspergillaceae
Exons: 1
Coding region: 1-3729 (1242 amino acids)
Biological process (GO): copper ion homeostasis; monoatomic cation transport
Cellular component (GO): membrane
Molecular function (GO): ATP hydrolysis activity; copper ion binding; P-type divalent copper transporter activity
Source: RefSeq, a predicted model, not a curated record
AUGGUUUCCGCCACAGAGCGUCCAAAGUCGCGGAAUCCAGAGCCGCACGAGGUCAGAAGCAGGUUCCUCGUCAGCAAUAUUCACUGCGCAUCGUGUGUCACAUACGUCAAGGAGGUUCUGAGUCUGGUUCCUUCCGUCAGAGAUGUCGAUGUCUCCAUCAUCACCAACGAAGUACGCGCGUACCACGGCGUAGGGACACCAGCAUCGAAGCUCGCCGGGGCGUUGAUCCAAGCAGCCUUUGAGGUGCACCACAUCACUACGUACGAUGACAAGGGAGCGGUGGUCUGGGAUCAGGAUGUUACACCAUGGCCAUCCCGUAGCCUUUCGCUGCUUUCCCUUGCAUCUCAGUCAGCCUCUUCUCAUAAACGGCGGGAAUCAGUCGGACACUCGAGACGAAAGCAACACAUCGCCAACUGUGAUGCUUGCAAAAAGGAGGAAACAGAGAAGCAGAAUCUUCUUCCCUCCACAUCUGAAAAGGCUCUUUCUUUCAAAGACGAAGACGCGAAGCAGGUGCCUGGGACAUCUUCCACAGUUGCACCUGAGGAUAAAGCUCUCCAAAAAACCUAUAAUAGCCUGUCUACCUUAGAGUCUGGUGAAGCGGCCCCUCCGACACAACAGCCAGACGAGUUUAUCGCUCGUGUGAGCAUAGGUGGUAUGAGUUGCGCAUCUUGCGCCAACAGCAUCACCAACGAGAUCAAACAGAUGGAUUUCGUCAAGGAUAUCACAGUCACUCUCCUCACAAAUAGUGCGACUGUCACAUAUACCGGCCCACGGUCGAAUGCUGAAAAGAUUGCAGAGCAAAUUGAGGAUAUCGGGUUUGAAGCGUCUGUCGAUGAGGUCAAUCAAGUAUCACCCCCGGAAAACACAUCUUCUGCGUACGUCACUGAGAUCGCAAUUGUUGGCAUGACCUGCGGCUCAUGCGUGGGGACGGUGACCAGAGGGCUUGAAGAGCUUCCUUUUGUCACCAACGUGACAGUCAAUCUGUUGUCGCAUAGCGGAAAGGUGGAAUUCAGGGGCCAGGACAACAUCGACGCCAUCGUGGAGAAGAUCGAAGAUCUGGGUUACGAUGCCACCGUCAACAGCGUCCAUCCAUUAUCUGCAAGCUGUGGCAGUGACUCCAACAAAAUCACGACCAGAACAGUCUCCAUCCAGGUGGAGGGGAUGUUUUGUCAUCACUGUCCCGAAAAAGUGAUUGAUUCCUUAAAUUCUCUUGGAGAGGGGUCCUUCGUGAUCGAUGAGCAACUGUCCGUCAAUAAUCCGAUUAUCAAAGUAACGUACACCCCCAACCCUCCCUCGUUCACUAUUCGAAACGUCAUCUCUGCCAUUGAGGGAGCCAGCGAGGUCUUCAAGGCGACAGUCUACCAUCCGCCCAGCAUCGAAGAUCGAUCGCGUGCAAUGCAGCAGCACGAGCGUCGUCGUUUGCUCUCUCGUUUAAUCUUCGUCUUUGCUGUUGCUAUCCCGACUUUUCUCAUCGGCAUCGUUUUCAUGUCCCUCGCUUCAUCUCACAACUCAGCUCGCAAGUACUUGGAGCAGCCAAUGUGGGCUGGAAAUGUAUCCCGCAUGGAAUGGGCCCUUUUCAUAAUGACGACCCCCGUGAUGUUUUACGGAACAGAUGUCUUCCACACUCGAGCCGCCAAGGAAGUAUAUGCCUUGUGGCGUCGAGGCAGCAGGGUCCCCGUCUGGCGAAGAUUCGUCCGUUUUGGCAGCAUGAAUCUCCUCAUAUCUGCGGGCACAAUGGUCGCAUAUCUCGCUUCUUUGGCCGUUCUCAUUAUUGACGCGGUGGACACAUCAUCCUCGGGCUCCAGCACCACAACUUACUUCGACUCCGUUGUUUUCCUGACUCUCUUCAUUCUAGCCGGUCGGUUCUUGGAGGCAUACAGCAAAUCAAAAACCGGGGAUGCAGUUUCGUCCUUGGGGAAGCUGAGACCAUCGGAGGCGUUGCUGGUUGAAUCCUUCCCUGACCAGGAUGCUACCGACAAGAUCUCCCGAGUCAGCGUUGAAUAUAUCGAAGUCGGAGACAUCGUCAGCAUCCCCCAUGGAGCGUCGCCUCCGGCAGAUGGCUUGAUCGUUGGGGAGGGCAAUUACCAGUUCGACGAAAGUUCACUGACCGGCGAGUCCAGACCCGUGAAGAAAUCCACAGGAGAGCAGGUGUUCACCGGAUCUGUCAAUGUCGAGCAGCCGGUGCGCAUUCAAGUCUCGGAGAUAGGCGGGUCAUCCAUGCUGGAUCGGAUCAUCGAUGUUGUUCGAGAAGGCCAGAGCAAGCGCGCGCCCGUGGAGCGAAUUGCAGACGCUCUGACUGCGCACUUUGUUCCGAUCAUCACGCUCAUAGCUGUUUCAACCUUUGUGAUCUGGCUUGCUCUUGGAGAGUCGGGGGUACUGCCGGCUGAUUACCUGGACGUUGCGCAUGGCGGGUGGGCGUUCUGGAGUCUCGAGUUCGCUGUUGCUGUGUUUGUCGUCGCCUGUCCCUGCGGUCUCGCUCUCGCUGCGCCCACCGCACUGUUUGUCGGCGGUGGUCUUGCUGCCAAGUACGGUAUUCUGGUCAAGGGAGGAGGCGAGGCUUUCCAAGAAGCGAGCCGUCUGAACGCGAUUGUCUUCGACAAGACCGGUACUCUGACGGAAGGGGGCAGCCUCAAAGUGUCUGACCAUGAGGUUCUGGCUCAAGACGCUCAGGAGGUGCAAGUUGCUUGGACCCUCGCUGCAAAACUGGAAGAGAGCAGCAAUCACCCAGUCGCUAGAGCUAUUCAUGCCUUUUGUAGCGACAAGUCUUCUACUUCUGUCUUGUCUUCCGACAUCCAAGAGAUCUCCGGCCAAGGAAUGAAGGGAACCUUUUCUCUGUCAUUGAAAGAGAACGAUUCAGCCCAGCAACAGGCCAAGUACGAAGCUGCAAUCGGAAAUCAACGCCUUCUCGAAUCUCUCGUCUCGCCAGAUGUCGACACCUAUUACUUGACCAACCUGCUCUCUCAAUAUCAGUCGGCAGGCAAAUCGACGGCAAUCCUUUUGCUACGCAGGCUUGAUCCAGAAUCCCCCAGAGCAUCCAAAUUCACCCCUACCAUGGUCUUUGCCACCUCUGACACGAUCCGCCCAGAGGCCGUGGACGUGAUCUCUCAGCUCCACAGCCGCAAAGUCCAGGUGUACAUGUGCACCGGCGAUAACCAAACCACAGCACACGCAGUGGCCGACAUGUUGGGCAUCUCGCGGUCGAACGUGAUGGCCAACGUGAUGCCAGCCGAGAAGGCCGAAUUCGUGCGUCAAGUACAGGGCAACGAUAAUCAUCCACGCAAGAUAGUCGCUUUCGUCGGCGACGGGAUCAACGAUUCGCCCGCUCUGGCCGCCGCGGACGUCAGUAUCGCGAUGGCCUCCGGCUCCGACGUGGCGAUCAACUCGGCCAGCUUCGUCCUGCUGAACUCGGACCUGAGCACCAUCCUCCAGCUGGUGGUGCUGAGCCGGCGUGUCUUCACCCGCGUCAAGAUGAACUUCGCUUGGGCACUGGUCUACAACGUCUGUCUGGUCCCGGUCUCCGCGGGGGUCUUCUACCCCAUCGUCUCGGGUCAUAAGCUGGCCACUCUCGACGGCAAAGAAACACUCGUCGCCACGCACUGGCGGUUCAGUCCCGUGUGGGCUGCGCUGGCUAUGGCGCUGAGCAGUAUCUCGGUUGUGACAAGCAGUCUGGCCUUGAGGAUUGAAUGGAGGAGCGUGAAGAAGAUCUUCGGCGCGAAGAGAAAUAUCUAG